Daucus carota subsp. sativus is the source of this 1371-nucleotide messenger RNA. Its product is annotated as protein CHAPERONE-LIKE PROTEIN OF POR1, chloroplastic. Bases 230 to 1060 code for a protein of 276 amino acids. Gene Ontology annotation, cellular component: chloroplast membrane. The transcript is spliced from 5 exons. The record is from RefSeq and is a predicted model, not a curated record. NCBI's taxonomy places the organism in Eukaryota, Viridiplantae, Streptophyta, Magnoliopsida, Apiales, Apiaceae.
AUCCUGACCAACUAGACUACAACGGAUCGUGUCAGUACUUGUCAAAAAAUCCUAUAAAUCACAAUCUUCGUACAGGGUUUUAGCAAGAGAAGAGCCCAGAGAUAGAAGAAGAGACAAAGCAAGAAAAAACGAAGCCCCUUUGCUCACACUUCUGGGUCCUCACUUUGCAGCUAUCCAUUGAAGAACACGCCUUGCAAAUCUUCAAUUUCACAACCCUUUUGCUCCCAGCAUGAAUCUUUCUGGGUUAACUGGAAGCCCUUCAAUUAAUGUGCUACCGAAAGGUCAAGGAUCUCUUUCGAAAAAAGUUUUGGUUUUCAACAAUUUCGGGAAAUUUGGGGAGUUAUUUCAGCUACCUAGGAGAAGUAAUUGGGCCGGUUCUGCUCAGAGAUGUGUAGUGCGAAGAACUCCUUUGUUAAGAUGUGCCAUGGAUGCUUCUUAUGGCAAUUCUUCAGAUGACUCGGCUGAUAUAUUUCCGAGAAUUAAUGUAAGAGACCCAUACAAGAGACUUGGGAUUAGCAGGGAAGCAUCAGAAGAUGAAAUUCAAGGUGCUAGAAAUUUCUUGGUUCAAAGAUAUAUUGGUCAUAAACCGAGCAUAGAUGCAAUUGAAUCAGCCCACGACAAAAUAAUCAUGCAGCAAUUCUACGACAGGAAGAACCCGAAGAUCAACAUUAAGAAAAAGGUUGGGGAGGUUACUCAGUCUAAGGUUAUGCUGGCUAUCACAAGUAGAUUCAGAACUCCAUCUACAAAUUUCAUUGUAAAGACUUCCAUUGCUUUCGUGGUACUGGGCGUACUUACUGUACUUUUCCCAACUGAAGAAGGACCAACCCUUCAAGUAGCCGUUUCCCUGAUAGCUACAAUGUACUUCAUUCAUGAUCGGUUAAAAAACAAGCUUAGAGCUUUUCUCUACGGGGCUGGAACAUUCAUUCUCUCGUGGCUAGUGGGAACUUUUCUGAUGGUGUCUGUGAUUCCACCUAUAAUUAAAGGUCGCAGAAGUUUAGAAGUGACAACAUCCUUGAUUAGUUAUGUGCUUCUCUGGGUCUCUUCUACCUAUCUUAGAUAGGUAGUGCCAGAGAGUUUUUGUGUAAGUUCCCGUUACAUCAAAGAGUAAACUCCCAAUCUCUUACUCAGGCAUUUUGGUAUAUCUCAAUUUAGAUCACACAUUUUUUACUUCUACUUUUUGGUAAUGGAGAUUUAGUUAAAAGGUCAUGUCUUAAGUUCCAUGCAUAGAUUAUGGAAUCAGAAUUAUCAGAGUGGCUGUUUGAUGCUCUGAAUUGAGACCAUCAUGUUAACCCCGCUGAAAGGGUUUUGGAAUGUAGACUAAAAGACCUUAUCAUUUGCGAAUGGAAUUUAUAUUUCUUGUGUUUCUAGGAA